AGAAUAACUGAAUAAGUGUCGGUAGCCUCUUCGAUUGUCUAACCGCAUCUAUAUAAAGCUGUUAUUAUAGUUAAAUAAUUUUUAAUUUCAGUUUCUUUUUUUCUAUAUCUGUAACCUUCAUCUGCCUCUGCUUGAUUCAUUUACUUUUGUCUCUGUUUUCACUUGAAGAGUCUUCCAGAAACUCGAAGAUUGUAGCUUCUCUAUUUUAUUCCAAUAAUCGCAGAAAAGAAAAGGGGGAACAGACCACAGGACCUGGCUUCCACCUCUUCUUCAAGGUUCAAACCUGAAACCAUUAUAUUCUUUUUUUUGCUCUUCUUAUUCAUAUAUCAGUAUGAAACCAUACAUCAGACAAAGAUUAGACUUUGGCAUAAUUUGAAACUCUCCACACAACAACACUUCUUUCAUUUUUUUAAAAAACAAGAAAAAGAAAAUCUGUACAAAGCAAACAAGAACCCAACUAUAGCAUAACCUGUAUAAUUUCUGAAUCCUACACCAAGAUCCGAUUUUUCGAACCCCAUUUGUUUACCCUUGAAAUCGGGUUCGAGAGAGAGAGAAUGAGCAGAGCAGCAGCAGCGACGGCCCCUCCUUGGCCGCCUGCUGCUGGAGGCGCGAGGUGGAGCGGCUGCCGGCCAUUCUCGCCGGAAGGAGGGCGGCGGCGCGAUCAGCUUCGAGGGAGAGAGAGUGAGAGGCGAUGGGAUAGAUUGAGAACACAAAGACUUGCACGUAGAAAAAUGAAUGGGAGAUUGCAUCAAUGGGUGUUGAUUCUGGUUUCUUUGAUGAUUUUGCUGAGAACUGAAAGCUUCUUUGUUGAUAUCACUUAUGUUCAGAGCGCUGUGGCAAAAGGAGCAGUUUGUUUGGAUGGGAGUCCACCUGCAUACCAUUUUGACAAGGGUUUUGGAGCAGGAAUCAACAAUUGGUUGGUUCACAUUGAGGGAGGAGGGUGGUGCAACAAUGCAACGACGUGCCUAGCCCGAAAAAGCACCCGUUUAGGUUCCUCCAAGCAAAUGGCUAAACAGGUGGUCUUCUCUGGGAUUUUCAGCAACAAGCCUCAGUUCAAUCCUGAUUUCUAUAACUGGAAUAGGAUCAAGGUUAGGUAUUGUGAUGGGGCAUCAUUUACUGGUGAUGUAGAAGCAGUUAAUCCAGCUACUGGUUUAUACUACAGAGGAGCAAGGGUCUUUGUUGCUGUUGUUGAGGACCUUUUAGCAAAAGGAAUGAGCCAUGCUCAAAAUGCUGUUCUAUCUGGAUGCUCAGCUGGUGGCUUGACCUCGAUUCUUCACUGCGAUAGAUUCAGAUCUCUUGUUCCCGCGACCACAAAGGUGAAAUGCUUUGCAGACGCGGGCUUUUUCAUCAACACGAAGGAUGUUUCUGGAGCUCAACACAUUGAACAGUUCUACAAUGAUGUUGUCACAACACAUGGAUCAGCGAAGAAUCUGCCCCAGUUUUGCACGUCGAAGAUGAAGCCAGGCUUGUGCUUCUUCCCUCAAAACAUGGUACAAGGAAUUCAAACACCCAUAUUUCUUGUCAAUGCUGCCUAUGAUUCAUGGCAGAUCAAGAACAUCUUGGCGCCCGGUGUGGCCGAUCCGCACGGCCUCUGGCAUAACUGCAAGACCGAUAUAAACAAGUGCUCUACCACCCAGCUGCAGGUCAUGCAAGAUUUCAGAACGCAGUUUCUAAGCGUGUUGAGCGGAGUAGGAAACUCUGCAUCGAAAGGGUAUUUCAUCAACUCUUGCUACGCUCAUUGUCAGACUGAAAUGCAGGAGACAUGGCUGAGAGCCGAUGCCCCCGUUUUGAAUGGCAAGAACAUAGCGAAAGCUGUCGGAGAUUGGUACUACGACAGAAGCCCAUUUCAGAAGAUCGACUGUCCUUACCCUUGCGACAAAACUUGUCACAACCGCGUUUUUGAAGGAUGAAGGCGUUUUUGAAGGAUACAUAAUUGAAAAUUAUUGGAAGAUAUAUAAUUUGAAGAUAUGCAGAAAGAGUUUCCUAUCAUUCAUUAAGGAUUUGCAAAUAAUGAAAAUUGUAAACCAAGUACAAAGAAACUCUGUCUUUUGGUGUGGAGGCUUCAAAUAUUGUUAAAAAACAGUGAUGUAUUUCAUUGUCUGCAAAAGACUUUACAUCAUAAAAUGUAUGCAAUAAUAAGAUGCCACAAUUUUAUAUAUUUAUAUGAAAGCCAAAAUGUUUCAUAAAA
Salvia miltiorrhiza (redroot sage) is the source of this 2188-nucleotide messenger RNA. RefSeq names its product pectin acetylesterase 8-like. Gene Ontology annotation, cellular component: plant-type cell wall. The record is from RefSeq and is a predicted model, not a curated record. NCBI's taxonomy places the organism in Eukaryota, Viridiplantae, Streptophyta, Magnoliopsida, Lamiales, Lamiaceae. The transcript is spliced from 13 exons. Bases 555 to 1910 code for a protein of 451 amino acids. Gene Ontology annotation, molecular function: pectin acetylesterase activity. Gene Ontology annotation, biological process: cell wall organization.